CUUUCCGCCUCUCUCCGUGAGCCUUCGGCCACUCCCGCCACUCCUCGGUGCCUCUCGGCAGUUUCCGCCCGUUACCGGGGUAACGCGGCGCAUCGCGGGGCGGCCGCGGCCUGUGGUUUGCAGUUGUCAUGGCUGUGUAUGUGGAUCAUCGGAUGGACACUCCCGAUUCCGUUGCCUCCCCUUCCCUCAUUGCGUGGCACCCACUUCACCCGCUCCUGGCAGUUGCUUCCAUCAGCACAGCAGCUGGGGGCUGUGUGGAUGUCUACCUGGAACAGGGAGAACAUGUGUCUGACUCACAUGUGGAGAGAAGCUUUCAGGUCACACUGCUUGCCUGGCACCCUUCCAGACCCAUCUUGGCAGCAGGAUGGGAGAUGGGAGAAGUGGUGGUGCUGAACAAACAAGAAAAGGAGCAGCACACUGUACCCCCAGACCACAGCACCAAAAUCACAGUCCUGAGCUGGAGCACGAGUGGUACCUGCCUCGUGUCUGGGGAUGAGCACGGUGUCCUGUUCCUGUGGAAGGUGGACCACCGAGGUCGAGUGCAGGGCCCUGCCCUGGUGAAGCAGGACUAUAGGAAAUGCCUGGGGCACUGUGUCUUUCGGCCACCCCCUCCUGGCCAGGACUUGGUACAGCUGGCAAAAGCAGCUGUGAGUGGUGAUGAGAAGGCCUUGGAUAUGUUUAACUGGAGGAAAGCUGGAAAGGGAUCCCCCCUGAAAAUGGCAGUCCAGGAAGGACUCUCUUUCUUUAUCACUUUGACAGAUGGUUCUGUGCACUACGUGAAUGAGAAAGGAAAGACAAGGCAGGUGCUGUCCACUGACAGUCUGGUCCGAAAGCUCCUAUUGCUGGAGGAAAGAGAUAUUUUACUUGUAAUAACAGAGAACUUGCAGUUGUCCCUGUAUGCACUUAGCCCUGAGGGAGAGGCAGACGAGCUCAUGAAGGUGAAGUUGAGUGGGAAGACUGCUCAUUCUGCAGACAUCAUUCUAAUAGACCAUAGCCUGGUUGUUACAGCACUAGGUGAGACAGUCAUCAGGUUCUGGGAUUUGGACCGAGAUGAGAACUAUGUGCUCUCCCCAGAUGUGCAGUUUGGCUUUGAAGCAGGAGAAUGUAUUAACUGUGUGUCUUACUGCAGUGCUAAAGGGCUCUUGGCCGCUGGGACAAGCAAAGGGAGAGUGGCGAUGUGGAGGAAAACAGCAGGAUCCAACCAGAGCACACGGGCUUUGGAGGGCAAGGAGAAGUGGAAGUUCCAGGCAUCCACAGAACUUGAGGGAAAUGUCACUCAGAUAAAGUGGGGCUCCCGAAAAAACCUGCUGGCAGUGAACAGCCUGAGCUCCGUGGUGAUCCUCAGCGAACAGGCCAUGUCAGCGCAUUUUCAUCAGCAGGUGGCCGUGGUUCAGGUGUCUCCCAACCUGUUCAAUGUGACCACCUUCAGCACAGGAGCCACGCACAGCCUCCGUGUUGAUAUGAAUGUUAAUGGAGUCUUUGCUACUAAGGAUGCUCUAGUAUUCUGGAAUGGGAAGCAGGUGAUUGUCUUUGAGUGUUCAGGAGAUACCUUCAGAAGUGCAGGCUCUUUUCCUUGUGACUCUCCAGUUCUAUCUGUGCAUGGAGAAAAUCUGUACACGGUGGAGCCGUAUCGGGUCCAGGUCCGCACCUGGCAGGGCACAGUUAAGCAGCUGCUGGUGUUCUCUGAAGCAGAGGGCAGUCCAUGCCUCCUGGAUGUCUGUGGGAAUUUCCUGGCUGUGGGAACUGAUUUGGCUCACUUGAAAAUCUUCGAUCUCUCGCGCAGAGAGGCUAAAGUGCACUGCAACAGCAAGGACUUAUCCCAGCUGCUCCCUGGCCGUGGGAGCAUCUCGUCUGUCAAGUGCAAUGCCAAUGGCAGCAAAGUCAGCAUCCUGCUCAGCAAGGCAGAUGGGAACAUUGAUUCCAAGAUUUGUUUCUUUGAUGUUGACAUGGACAAAGUUACGGUCUUUGAUUUCAAGGCUGAACAGGAAGAUGGUGGAGAGAAGCUUUUUACUGGACAAGGCAUUGGCAAGUCUGUAGUGGAGUAUCCAGAGCUGCACAAUCACAUCCCUGCUUGCCAUUUCUGGGACCAGUAUGAACCAAGGCUUUUUGUAUGUGAAGCAAUUCCUGAAACAGGACUCCAGUCUUCAGACCAGAAGAAAAACCAGGCUGAGAGCACCAUGGAUGUUUGGAUUAUAUCAUUCUUCAGCACUGAAGAGCAUGGCCUUUUGCUGCAGGACAGCUUUCCAUUGCCUUCAUCCUAUGAGGUUCUACUGGGCAUAGAGGUGCCACAUUAUUACUUUGCAAAAAAGCUGGGAGAUGCUGAGAACGGAGCACCAGAGCCUGGCUCAGCUACGGUCUCUCAGAUGGCUGCAAGGAGACCCAUGAGAGAUUUUAUUGGCUUGGGAGACUGUGAUAAGACCACCCAGGAUGCCAUGCUGAACUUCAGCUUCUAUCUGACCACUGGAGACAUGGAUGAGGCCUUCAAAUCCAUCAAGCUGAUAAAAAGCGAGGCAGUCUGGGAGAGCAUGGCCCGCAUGUGUGUGAGGACUCAGAGGCUCGACGUUGCCAAAAUCUGCCUGGGGCACAUGGGCCACGCCAGAGGAGCCAAGGCACUGCGGGAGGCGGAGCAGGAGCCGGAGCCCGAGGCCAGGGUGGCGGUGCUAGCCAUCCAGCUGGGAAUGCUGGAGGAUGCGGAGCGACUCUACAAGGCCUGCGGACGGUUCGACCUCCUGAAUAAGUUCUACCAGGCCUCCAACCAGUGGCAGAAGGCCCUGGAAACGGCCGAGGCCCAGGACCGGGUCCACCUGCGCACCACCCACUGCAACUAUGCCAAGCACCUGGAGGCGGCGGGGGAGCAGAGCCUGGCACUCACCCACUAUGAGAAGUCAGACACACACAGGUUCGAGGUGCCCCGAAUGCUCUCUGAAGACUUACAAGCCCUGGAGAACUACGUCAACAAGAUGAAAGACAAGAGCCUGUGGAAGUGGUGGGCGCAGUACCUGGAGAGCCAGUCAGACCUGGAGUCCGCGCUACAAUACUAUGCACUGGCUCAGGAUUACUUCUCCCUCGUCCGUGUCCACUGCUUUCAGGGCAACCUUCAGAAGGCCGCCGAGAUUGCCAACGAGACGGGGAGCUGGGCAGCCUCCUACCACCUGGCGCGGCAGUACGAGAGCCAGGAGGACAUCAGGCAGGCCGUGCACUUCUACACCCGGGCACAGGCCUUCAACAACGCCAUCCGCCUCUGCAAGGCAAACAAUUUAGAUGAUCAGCUGAUGAACCUGGCUCUCCUGAGCUCGCCAGAAGACAUGAUAGAGGCAGCCUGCUAUUACGAGGAAAAGGGGGAGCAGAUGGACAGAGCUGUCAUGUUAUACCACAAGGCAGGACACUUCUCCAAAGCCCUGGAGCUGGCCUUUGCCACGCAGCAGUUCGGGGCCCUGCAGCUCAUUGCUGAGGACCUGGACGAGAAGUCAGACCCGGCCCUGCUCGCCCGCUGCUCCAAGUUCUUCGUGGAACACGCUCAGUAUGAGAAGGCAAUGGAGCUGCUGCUCACGGCCAAGAAGUACCACGAAGCUCUGCAGCUCUGCCUGGAGCAGAACCUGACCAUCACCGAGGAGCUGGCUGAGAAGAUGACAGUCUCCAAGGGCUCCCAGGAUCUCCCCGAGGAGGCUCGGAGGGAGCUGCUGGAGCAGAUUGCCGACUGCUGCAUGAGACAAGGCAACUACCACAUGGCCACCAAGAAAUACACACAAGCAGGAAACAAGUUAAAGGCUAUGAGGGCACUGCUGAAAUCUGGGGAUACAGAGAAAAUUGUCUUCUUUGCGGGAGUUUCCAGACAGAGAGAGAUUUAUAUCAUGGCAGCCAACUACCUGCAGUCGCUGGACUGGCGUAAGGACGCAAAGAUUAUUGCGAAUAUCAUCAGCUUCUACACUAAAGGCAGGGCCCUUGACCUCCUGGCAGGUUUCUAUGAUGCAUGUGCUCAGGUAGAGAUUGAUGAGUAUCAGAACUAUGAGAAAGCCCACAGAGCGCUGGCAGAAGCCUACAAGUGCCUUUCCAAGGCAAAGGCCAGAAGCCCUGUGGAACAGGAAAGCAAACUUGCCCACCUGCAGAGCAGGAUGACCCUGAUGAAGCGGUUCAUCCAUGCUCAGAGAGUUUACCCUGAGGACCCCAAGGAGGCAGUCAGGCAGUGUGAGCUGCUCCUGGCUGAGCAGGACUUCGAUGGCGCCCUCCGGCACGGCGAUGUCCUGGGAUUUCUGCUUCAGCAUUAUGCACAAGAGCAGGAAUUCCACACGGCUUACCGCUGCCUGGAAGAGAUGCAGAAGAGAAUUCCAGCCUCCCACCUGAGCUACUUCGUGUCCCCAGAGACCCUGGAGGCCGUGCUGCGAGGGGCAGGCGUGCCCAUGAGCCCAGCCCUGGCUCCAGUACACGCCGGCCACGGCAGCACGGACCACAGGGAGGUGGAAGAAGAAGUGGUUGAUGAAGUGGAGGACUCCUGA
Molecule: messenger RNA, 4493 nt
Organism: Myiozetetes cayanensis
Lineage: Eukaryota; Metazoa; Chordata; Aves; Passeriformes; Tyrannidae
Gene: IFT140
Product: intraflagellar transport 140
Exons: 30
Coding region: 129-4493 (1454 amino acids)
Biological process (GO): intraciliary retrograde transport
Cellular component (GO): axoneme; ciliary basal body; intraciliary transport particle A
Molecular function (GO): protein binding
Source: RefSeq, a predicted model, not a curated record